AUGCCUGCGCGCUCGCAUUUGCCCAUUCUGGCUCUGCUUGUCUCGGCCUUGACGUCUCCUUGCUGGGACCGGCGGCUGUGGCUGUGGUGCCUUCACACUGGUCCUUCGAGGCCCUCGCAUCGAGCUGGCCUUGCAAGUCAAAGAUCGCAGAUAUCGCGAGCUGCCUGGGCUCCUGUGGUGUCCGUCUCCGACGAGGGACCACGAUCCCAUGUCCACAACUGUGUGGUGAAAGACGAGGCGGAGGAUUAUAUCGUCCUGGGAAAUGCAUUUGAUGAGGAACUUCUGCUAAAGCUGCAGGGCGAGCUGAACGAGAAGGACCUGGAGGAGCUCGUGGCACACUAUCGCGAGGAGGAUUCCGAGGAUCAACAAAUCUCCACUGAUCGAUCGACAUUGGGUGCCUUUCUAGAUGUCCGGCAGACGCCCUGGCUGGAGGACCACCUGCUGGGCCUCUUCGAGGCUGUCAGCGACCGCUGGCAGCUCCCGGAGCUUGACAUCUUGGAGGACGCCCAGUAUUGUGUCUAUGGCCCCGGCGAUCACUUCGACUGGCACCAAGACCAGCCAGACGUGGCGCCGCCACCUGUCCGGCGCCUCUCCCUAGUCUUGAUGCUGUCAGCACCUGGUGACUUUUCAGGAGGUGACCUGGAGCUCAACACAACAGGUAUCGUGCGGCCAAAGCUCCUCGCGGGGGAUGCCAUCAUUUUUCCUUCGGAGACUGUGGAGCAUCGAGUUGCCCCCGUCGAAGCUGGAAUGCGGCAGACUCUGGUCUGCUGGGCUUAUGCGGCGUAG
Molecule: messenger RNA, 786 nt
Organism: Symbiodinium sp. CCMP2592
Lineage: Eukaryota; Dinophyceae; Suessiales; Symbiodiniaceae
Source: the annotation of a GenBank genome assembly